CCUCCCUUCUCUGCAAUGGCCUCAACCAUUUAAAGACUAUUUGCUCAUCGUUUUGAGGCUUUUUCUUACUCUUUCAAGCACCAUGGCUCAAUCUGCACUAUUUUCGAGUGGAAUGGAGCUUGCACCUCUUGUGAUGAGCACUGGUCUUCUUCGCAGAUCAUGGGAUGCUAUUUCAUCUCGUUAUGAAGGCAUCGUUUCAAACAAGGGAGAAGGACUAUCAUGGAAAGUUUACAAGGAUUUUGAUUCAGAUUUUAUGGUUAUAGCCUUUGAGGCAACAUCAGAUUCUUUCAAUCUUCAAGCGGAUUUGACUCCAUCUUCUGCUCUAAGAGAGGAGAAUUUCCUUCACUUUGAUUUUCUGUGUACCAAAGCCAACCCAGUUUUCUCUAUCAACAGCACUGCAUUUUCACUCUUCUAUAGAAACCAUCAUAGGCUUGAUGAGUGGAAGAAAUCUGAUUUUGAGUUGAAUAGUGCCACUCCAUUGAUUGUUACCGGACAUGGUCUUGGAGGAUCAAUUGCUUCUCUCUUCACUAUAUCACUAUUAGAUGGCAUGCGGUCAGUAAAGAAUCGCCCACUCUGCAUCACCUAUGGUUCACCCCUCAUUGGUGACAAGCAGUUGCAACAAGCCAUAUCACGUAGUCCUAUUUGGAAUUCUUGCUUUCUACACGUUGUGUCAAUCAAAGACCCACUUCCAAGGCUCUUCAUCACAAACCAUAGCUCUUCAGCUGCAGCAUUGAGUCCUAAAACCAGCACCUACAUGCCUUUUGGAACAUAUCUAUUGUGUUCUAAUGUAUAUUCUGCUUGUUUUGACAACCGUGAUUCUAUUUUGGAACUUCUCAUAGCAUUGGGCUCAAUCUAUGGUCAGAAUCAAGGAUUUCUAUUUACUGAGUACGAAAAUAUAGUAGAAAAUCUCACUCAUAAAGCAAUUUGCAAAGACCUAACUACUGUGGAUGAAAACGAGCCUCUUCCAAAAUCGGAUUCAGUGCUUGCAAGUAGUAUCAGUUUACAGUUGCGGGCAUUAGAAUUGACACCACAUAUGCAGAAGCAACAAAACGACAUUGAUAUCAAUAAUCUGGAAAUAAUUAUGAAAAGACUGGAAGAAAAAUCCGUCAUACAGAGGAGGGUUAAAUUUAACCCGUCCAAGAAAUUGAAUAAUAUGAAGACAACUAUGGCCCAACUUGAAUGGUACAAGAAGGACGCCAAAAAGCGGGAAAUAGGGUACUAUGACAGCUACAAGAACAUGGAGUCAUUAGUGGAUGGCGAUGUUGUUGCAUUCCAUAAACAACUCAGAAUUUACUGGGAAAAUAUGGUGGAAGAAGCAAAUAUAAAGCCUCAGAAAGGAGGUGCAGCCUUUCGUAAGAGCUGGCUCUAUGCUGGGACUAGUUACAGGAGAAUGGUUGAACCUCUAACUAUUGCUGAGUACUAUAAACAAGGUGGAAAAGACUAUAUGACUAAUAGACCUAAACACUUUGUACUCUUGGAGGAGUGGUUUAGGAGUGAGACAACAAAAGACAAAACAAGUAAUGUAGAAGCUAUUUCAAGAAUACAAGAUUCUCAAUUUUGGGCAUUUGUUGAAAAGGCCCUGCUUUCUCGCCAACACUCCAUGGUUUCCCAAGACGUGGAAGAUAACUGGGACAUGUUAUCUUGUGCGGAGAAUGAAGAACCUAUUCCAACAAUGUGUCCUAGCUUUUGGGCACGUGUUGACCACCUUCUUCUUUCAAGCAAAGAGUUGAACCUUGUUGAAGAGAAUGAAAAUGGAACAAAUAAGAACAUUGAUGAAGAUUAUUCAUGCUUUGAGGCACAUGUUGAUGUGGCUCUCCUUUCCCGACAAGGGUCAAUGGUUGUCAAAGAGAAUGGAAAGUAUGUAAAUAGGUUUGGUGCACGUGUUGACGAGGCCCUCCUUUCCCGCCAAGAAUCUAUGGUUUUCAGAGAGAACCUGAAGAGAAAUAGAAAGAUAAAUGUGGAACUUAUUUUAACAACUGAUUCUUGCUUUUGGGCACAUGUUGAAGAGGCUCUCCUUGCAUGCGAAGAGUUGAAGGUUGUCCAAGAGCCAGAAAUACUGAUGAAAUUGAUUGAGUUUGAGGAUUAUGUCUAUGGGUUGCUCCAGAAUUAUGAAGUGUCUCCAGAUAUUUUCUUGAAGCAAAGCAGCUAUAUGAGGUGGUGGAAUGAGUAUAAGGCGAUUAAGGGAAGUUCAUAUAAUUCAGAACUCACAAGCUUCAUGAACGAUCCUAGUAAGCGUGUGCGGUAUGCUUUGGGUGCUUAUCAUUUCCCUGAUUCCCCUGAACUGUAAUAACCCUCCAAGAAUCACUGUUCCGUAAAUUUAUAAGCAAACUUGCUGUAUUUGGAAGUCUAUUUUUUAUCUGUUAUUUUUUCUUCACAGCUGUUUAUUACAGUUUGACAGAUACGACAGUUCUUGUUUAGAAUUUCUAAAGCAGAAGAGAAAGAGUUUAGUAACCAUCUAAAAUUUUCUUAGGCUUGUCUUUGUAAGUUCUUUUAAUUUGAUGGAUUUUUUAUUAACUUUUAUUUCUCCUU
Messenger RNA from Abrus precatorius (Indian licorice), 2529 nucleotides. RefSeq names its product senescence-associated carboxylesterase 101-like. The record is from RefSeq and is a predicted model, not a curated record. Bases 83 to 2287 code for a protein of 734 amino acids. The transcript has 4 exons. Gene Ontology annotation, biological process: defense response; lipid metabolic process. Gene Ontology annotation, molecular function: carboxylic ester hydrolase activity. NCBI's taxonomy places the organism in Eukaryota, Viridiplantae, Streptophyta, Magnoliopsida, Fabales, Fabaceae.